This is a messenger RNA of Schistocerca americana (American grasshopper), 2123 nucleotides long. RefSeq names its product UDP-glycosyltransferase UGT5-like. NCBI's taxonomy places the organism in Eukaryota, Metazoa, Arthropoda, Insecta, Orthoptera, Acrididae. The coding region runs from base 182 to 1771 and encodes 529 amino acids. The record is from RefSeq and is a predicted model, not a curated record. Gene Ontology annotation, molecular function: UDP-glycosyltransferase activity. The transcript is spliced from 6 exons.
CAAAGUGCUAGCAAUAGAAUAAUCUGCACCGCAGACGAACGUCAUCUCUUUCGAUUACAUAACAACUGAAGUGUUCAGCAGACGUCGCUUCCAAGGCGUCCAUGAGGUGUCACAGAUCACAGUGGCACACGUGCACAUUAGCACAACUGUUUGGGGAUUCGUCCUCGUGACUUCGCCCAAGAUGAAAGGCUGUUGGCAUUUGACUUUGGUGGUGUCCACGGUGUGUACCUUAUUUGCUGGCCAUGUGGACACAGCCAACGUGUUGGCUCUUUUCCCCUUGCCAGCCAGGAGCCACUGGUUUUCACUCAAACCGCUCAUUGCUGGACUGUCGCAACGAGGCCACAACAUCACAUUGCUGAUUAAUGAAAUGGAGAAAGAUAUACCUGAGAACUGGGAUGUCAUAAGAAUUCCAGUGAUUUUUCCGGAUUUCGCAAAAAGUGGAAAUACCAUGAAACUACAAUCUUCAGCUGGAGGUAUGAAGCUAUAUGAUGUCUUGGUGGACGCGGGCAUCGAUAUUUGUGGGAAAUUAUUCCAGCUGGAGUCUAUUCAGAAACUGAUCAACACAAAAGAGAAAAAGUUCGAUCUGCUUCUUAUUGAAUAUUUCAUGGACGAGUGUCUCCUAGGCUUGGCACACAAAUUUAGCAUUCCUGUGGUCGCUUUGUCUUCCUUCGGAGGGUUUCCCUUUACAGGAGAUGCAGUUGGUGAUCCGUAUACACCAUCAUAUGUUCCGGAUGUUGUGUACACAUAUACAGACCACAUGACUUUCUGGCAGCGGCUGCACAACUCUCUGUCAGUGGCGUAUGCAAGAUAUGUGUUCAAUUAUUACUACUGCCCGAAAAUUGAUGAAAUGAUGAAGCAGAAUUUCAAAGAUCCUACAAUGCCAAGUGUGUCAGCUUUGAUAGCUAAUGCGUCACUGCUGAUCGUCCAAAGCCACGUGAGCUUCGCGUACCCUCGACCCCACUUACCCAGCGUGAUUGAGACCGGCGGUAUGCACAUACAGCAACCACAGGCACUACCACAGGACUUGAAGAAGCUAAUGGACAACGCAAAUGACGGCGUCAUUUUCUUCAGCAUGGGAUCUUUUGUAAGGAGUACUGAUUUUCCCCAGGAGAGUGUUCAAGCUUUUCUAACUGCUUUCUCUAAACUGAAACAACUGGUCCUGUGGAAAUGGGAGACGGACACUAUGCCUGGGAAGCCAGAAAAUGUGCAUCUUGGCAAAUGGUUUCCACAGUCUGACUUGCUAGCUCACAAAAACGUGAAGCUCUUCAUCUCCCACGGAGGACUGCAGAGCAGUUUGGAAGCGACCGCUCGGGGUGUUCCCUUGAUUGGCAUACCAGUCGGAGCCGAGCAAGGUUAUAAUGUCCAAAGAAUCGUUCACUGCGGUAACGGCAUCAAACUAGAUCUGCAGAACAUAACUAUCCAGUCGGUGGAAUGGGCUAUUCAUGAAGUUUUAAAUAACCCAAUAUACCGCGAGAAGGCGGAGCAGCGGUCCCGCCUGUUCUGGGACCGUCCAGAGAGCCCUGUGGAGACGGCCGUGUACUGGACAGAGUACGUGCUGAGGCACCGGGGCGCCCCCCACCUGCGCAGCGCCGCCCUCGACCUCAGCUGGUACCAGUACCUCCUGCUGGACGUCGCUGCCCUGCUGCUGUCUGGAGCGCUCCUAGUGCUUAUAAUCGCUGUCGUGGCAGUCAGGACACUCUACAUGCUAAUCACAGCAAGAACUUCUGCGUCACACGAACAGAAGAAAAAGAAAACAACGAAGAAGGAGUAAAGGAGACGUCUUACCCUAGCGGUGCCGCAGCCGAAGAGACACUACUCUCAGUGUAACAGGAUUAAUAACUGACAGUACAAACAACGUGUCCAUGACGAUUUGCGACUCACGUUACAAAACGUGAUAUCAAGUCUCCGAGUGCUAUUACACCUAGGUAAAGCCCUUCUGCCCCAUCUCAUGUCUGACCUUAUUUAUUGGCUGGAAUUCUGUUGCUAGCCAACUUCAAAGUACUCUAGUCGUUCACAAGAAAUGUGCUGGGAAUUCACAUACUCGUUAGGCUCUGAAGGGAUGAGUAGUUGGAAAGCUUCAUUAACUACAAUAACGUUAUGAAAAUAUAUUUUACUGAAGUUAA